Salvia miltiorrhiza (redroot sage) is the source of this 1684-nucleotide messenger RNA. RefSeq lists its product as uncharacterized. Lineage: Eukaryota; Viridiplantae; Streptophyta; Magnoliopsida; Lamiales; Lamiaceae. Gene Ontology annotation, molecular function: phosphoprotein phosphatase activity. The transcript is spliced from 6 exons. The record is from RefSeq and is a predicted model, not a curated record. The coding region runs from base 346 to 1296 and encodes 316 amino acids.
UAGUAGACAGAAACGAAAAAUUAAAUACAACUGUAUUGAUAAUAAAUUAAUAAUGCUACUUAAUCUUUCUUUUUAUGUUUUCACUUACCCCAGUCUCACUCGUAACGCGUGGCGAAGACUCGCUCCCCUCAUUUUAAUUUCAUUUACAUUUUAUGUAUCUGGACCUUGAUCGCAAUAACCAUCGCCUCCAUCCUGACCACUCCUCUCCGUCGCCUCUGAAAACACACACCACACACACUCUCUCUCUCACUCUCACGAAUUCCGCCGCCAGCCACGAGCAGGCGAAGCGACGCGGUUAUCAACCGGCGCAAUUGACAAUCAGUAUCCCGCAUAUUUUGAUUGGUAAUGGCGGAGCUGGCGGCGGCUGAAGUCUACGCGCCGCGGACGCUGCAGGUGUGGCGGACGCUCCUCAACUGGCUGGCGUUCUUCUUCCAGAUCUUCGCGCAGAUCCUCCGCGGCACGCCGUCGUUCACUCAGGUCCUCUCGUAUGUUGGCCUGCGCCAGGGGUCGUUUCUGUCUUCCGCGCCCCACGCGCCGCCGCAGUUCAAGCCUCUGCCGGUGGUCGAGCUUCCGGAGUACUCGGAGGAGCCUGAGGAGGCACCUCCGCCGCAGCUGACGAGUCCGGUCCACGGUGGUGGAGAGGGGGCUGCUGAUUCUCCGCCUUUUGGGAAGCUAACGGUUGUUCUUGAUUUGGAUGAAACUCUGGUAUGUGCAUAUGAGACAUCAAGCUUGCCAGCAAUGCUACGUAGUCAAGCCACUGAAGCUGGUAUAAAAUGGUUUGAAUUGGAAUGCAUAUCUUCUGACAAAGAAUUUGAAGGCAAACCAAAGAUCAACUAUGUGACAGUGUUUGAACGUCCUGGACUGAAAGAAUUUCUGAAACAACUCAGUGAAUUUGCUGAUCUUAUAUUAUUUACAGCUGGACUUGAAGGCUAUGCUAGACCCCUUGUAGAUAAAAUAGAUUCCACAAAUCUAUUCAGCCGUAGACUUUACCGGCCUUCUACAAUUAGCACGGAGUAUCGUGAACAUGUGAAGGAUUUAUCUAGCUUGUCAAAGGAUUUCUGCCGAAUUGUUAUUGUUGACAAUAAUCCAUUUAGUUUCUUGUUGCAACCAUUAAAUGGCAUCCCAUGCAUACCAUUUUCGCCUGGACAACCUCAUGAUGAGCAGCUUUUGGAAGUUAUCCUUCCUUUGCUCAAGAAUCUUUCUCAACAAAAGGAUGUAAGGCCUGUUCUCUACGAAAGGUUCCAUAUGCCCGAGUGGUUUCAGAAGCAUGGAAUUCCUACUUCAGGAUGGACAUAGGAUGAAACUGGUGACCGUCAUGCAUGUCUUUAUGUAUUAUAAUGCUAUAAUGCUUAGGAUAAUUAUUUUUUUCACAAGGCAGUGUCUCUAAGCCGGAGCCACAAAGUUUUGUAUAGCAUUGUUCGGUGCAUUGGAGCAGCCAUUGAUGAAGUUGAAACUUAUCACAAGUCUUAUCGGAGGAGCUCUCUCCCGAGCACGAUCAGAAUUGUACAACUUUGAAAAGUAAGUUUCUCUGUGUAACGUUGUCCAUAGAUGCAAAAAAACUGAUGGUGUAUCAUCCUAGUAUUGUAUACCAUUGAUGAUAACAAUCAAUUAUUUGCCGUAACAAGCCCUCUGUUGCUUCCCUGUAUGAUAGAUUUGUGGAAUGUGAAUUAGAUGUUCGUUUCAA